Centrocercus urophasianus (Greater sage-grouse) is the source of this 3751-nucleotide messenger RNA. It is a transcript of the gene DDHD2, whose product is annotated as DDHD domain containing 2. Gene Ontology annotation, molecular function: protein binding; metal ion binding; triacylglycerol lipase activity. The coding region runs from base 61 to 2181 and encodes 706 amino acids. Gene Ontology annotation, cellular component: COPII-coated ER to Golgi transport vesicle. Lineage: Eukaryota; Metazoa; Chordata; Aves; Galliformes; Phasianidae. The record is from RefSeq and is a predicted model, not a curated record. The transcript is spliced from 17 exons.
CGCGCGGUGCGGGAGCGGCGGACGCACCCGACGUGCGUGAACGGCCAACGUCGGAGCGUCAUGUCUGCUCAGGAGCAAAAUCCGACGGUGCCCUCGCGGAUCGCUGCCGAAGCUGCGGAGUGGGACGCGGGGAAUGGGUACGAAGCGGUCGCUCCGCAUUGGUUUUACUGCAAGGUGACCGGCGGGAGGGAACGGUGGCUGCCGUUCAGCGUUCAGGACUCGGAGCGGCUGGAAGAGGCUCACGGUGCAGCACACAGCUCAACUUUUUGGCCCUCACACGAUUCAUUGUGGUCUUCAGGGAGGGAUAAAGGAGACGUGGUGGUGCCGACGUCGGGCGGGAGGUACGACGUGCACCUGAAGCAGAGGCAGCGCCUGGCGGUGUUCUGGGAGGAGGAGGUGUCCGAGGUGCGCCGCUGCACCUGGUUCUACAAAGGGGACAAGGACAACAAAUACGUCCCCUACUCAGAGAGCUUCAGCCAGGAACUGGAGGAAGCGUACAUGAUUGCUGUAACCUUGGACGAGUGGAAGAAGAAGUUGGAAUCCCCAAGCAGAGAAGUCAUCAUUUUGCACAACCCCAAGCUGAUGGUUCACUACCACCCCGUUGCCACCUCCGACGACUGGGGCUCAACUCCUACAGAACAAGGGCGACCAAGGACUGUGAAGAGAGGAGUGGAGAACAUCGCCGCUGAGAUCCCCAACGGAGAACCUCUGCAGAUCGACCACCUGGUUUUUGUGGUGCAUGGCAUCGGCCCGGCCUGUGACAUCCGCUUCAGGAGCAUCGUGCAGUGCGUCAACGACUUCAGGAGCGUUUCCCUGAGCAUGCUGCAAGCACACUUCAGGAAGGCACAGGAGCAGCAGCAGAUCGGCCGGGUGGAAUUCCUGCCUGUCAAUUGGCACAGCUCCCUGCACUCCACCGGUGUGGACGUGGAUCUGGAGCGAAUCACCUUGCCGAGCAUCAGCCGCCUGCGUCACUUCAUCAACGACACCAUCCUGGAUGCUUUCUUCUACAACAGCUCCACUUAUUGCCAGACCAUCCUGGACACGGUGGCCUCGGAAAUGAACCGCCUCUACCUCCUCUUCCUGCAGAGGAACCCAGGCUUUAAAGGAGGGGUUUCCAUUGCAGGUCACAGCUUGGGGUCCCUGAUUUUGUUUGAUCUCCUGACGAACCAGAAGGCUGCUCCCGAGGAUGAGCACAGCAGGGAGGGAUCCGAGGUAACUUCAAGCAGCAGGGGUGCUGAGGAAGUAAAAGAAAUCCUGCAGAAGUUGGAUCUGUCUGAGUACUGCCCUGCUUUUGAGAAGGAGAAAAUAGAUGGGGAAGCGCUGCUCUUGUGCGGAGAGAAAAACCUUGAAGAAAUGGGAAUUCCCUUAGGACCACGAAUGAAGCUCCUCCAUUACAUCAGCUCCAGGAGGGAGAUGCAGGGCACCAAAGAACACAGCGCUGCCAGGCAGCACAGCACCACUGCCAGCAGGGAUGGCCCAUACCCAGACAUCAGCCUGGGGCAGGUCUCUGCCAACUACCCUCAGCUGCUCUACAAGCCCGCCAUCUUCUUUGCCUUUGGGUCUCCCAUUGGGAUGUUCCUCACGGUGCGAGGGGUGAAGCGAAUCAACCCAGAUUACAGCCUGCCCACCUGCAAGGGCUUCUUCAACAUCUUCCACCCCUUCGACCCGGUGGCAUACAGGAUUGAGCCCAUGAUUGUCCCAGAUCUGGAAUUUGAGCCCAUGCUGCUCCCACACCACAAAGGCAGGAAGAGGAUGCACCUCGAGCUGAAAGAAGGGCUGACGCGUAUGAGCGUGGAUCUGAAGAACAACCUGCUGGGGUCCCUGCGGGUGGCCUGGCAGUCCUUCACCCGCGCCCCGCUGGCAGCUGUGGAAGGAACAAGCAGCGAGGGGGAGGCAGAGACAGAGGCGAGCGCAGAGAAGCAGCCAGAUCCAAAGCCAGAGGAGGCCCAGGCGCCAGCAAAGGAGGAUCCCUCCCUCAUUAACGUGGGGAAGCUGAACGGGGGGAAUCGCAUCGACUACGUGCUGCAGGAAAAGCCCAUUGAGAGCUUUAAUGAGUAUUUAUUUGCACUGCAAGGGCAUCUCUGCUACUGGGAGUCAGAGGACACCGUUCUGCUGGUUCUGAAGGAGAUCUACCAGACAAUAGGUGUUACACUGGACCAGCCUUUGCCAGGAAGCCAAUGACCACCCCGUGCUGUUCAGCCACUUCUUGUAAGUCACCUUAUGCCUACACUUCCAACCUUCCUAGGAGACCCCAGACGACAUAAAGUCCAUUUGAGGGAAUAAUGUUCCUUAUUUACAGCGCUGGUUGGGCCUUUCCUUUGGCCUUUCAGCACACAGGGCUUCCUUCCUCUUUUAUCGUGCACAAAAGCACGUCAAGACACAAGAUUUACUCCACUGUUCUCCCUUUGCUUUCUUAGAUACAAUUCAAUUGAGUACUCACCAGGAAAGUUCAGAUUUCUUCUCUGCCUUCCUCUCUCCUCUGCUGCUGUGCCCCGCAUGCUGCUUCCCCAGUACUUGCUGCUGCCUGGAGAUAAAGAUGGUUUUCCUCCAUUUUGGGUAGGAAAAAAAACCAACCAACCAAAAUCCACUUCUGCAAACACACACACAGCACUUACACUGUGACUCCCUGUGGCAACACGUGCUGUCAGCCCUGAACUUGUCUGCCCAGCUUGUAGGUUAUCACAGGCUUUGCAGUACUGAUGCAGACAGCUGCUUGGGCUAGGAAACGCGAUACAAGGGCCUGAACCCAGCUGUGGGCUUAGCAAGGAUACUCUUAGCUUGGGACCUUGAGAAAUAAAAGCCUUAAACACACAGCAUGGAGAGAGCAAUAGCAGCCUUGAGCAAAGGAGAUGCUGACUUCUCAUGGGAGAAGGAUGAGGCACUGCUCUCCUGCUGUAGCACUGGGCUGGAGUGCUGCAGCCUUUGGGAGGUGCAGAUAAGGACCGUUGCUCACAGCCACGUGCACAGCACCCCAGGAAAGCUUUACCUCCAGAUCCAAACUGGAUUGGGGAAAGCAGCUGCUCCAGGCACUGGGCCCUGUAGGGACAGCCCUCCUCUGCUCUGCAGGAGCACGCAGCAGUGCUGAGUUCCAAGUGGCCGCAGGGAUCUCAUGCCCGUCAGGCUCCAGCCAGUGGCUUUGUUGGCAAGUACAGCAAAUGCUGCCAGCGAAGGCAAAGCCCAGAUCUGUUGGGUCUGAGCACUGCCUCAGUGACUCCACAGAAGAGAUUCAAGCAGUCCAGCAAGCAGCACAGCCCACACCUUGCUGUUUUGUGUUAGCUCUCCUCCAAGGGCAACAGAGAGCCCCAGGUGAUCAGUUCCCUGUGACCCAAACCACUGCCAGGCUGCAGCUGGAGCCUCAGAGCGGGCAGGGGGAAAACGUUUCAGUGGCAUUAAGGUCACUGCAGCCUUUGGAAAGAGCCACUUCCCUCCUGCUGACUUCUGCCCUGCAUGGGGUAACAAGCCUCGUUUCCACAGCAUCCAUUUGUUUGUCCUCUGUUGUAUUUCGUUAUUUGCACUAUUCAAAAGGUGUUGUUUGCAGCCUCCAACCUCCUCCCAGCCCAAAGGAACUGCAGCUGUUCAUUUACUUGACUGCAGAAGCAGACAUUCUGCUCCUCCAGAGUCUGAGUUACCGAUUGCUAAACGCCUCCUAUGGGAGUAAGAAAAGGAACAGUCUUAACAUGGGACACUUGUGACCAGCUUUUUAAGUUAUGCACUUUGUUAAAAAAAAAGAUUAAAUACGUUUUAAAUGUUA